Molecule: messenger RNA, 200 nt
Organism: Sphaeroforma arctica JP610
Lineage: Eukaryota; Ichthyosporea; Ichthyophonida
Exons: 1
Source: RefSeq, a predicted model, not a curated record
AUGCAUAGACGGGCGUAUACGGCCCGAGUGACCACUUUGAUAUUAACAUCCGGGAAUAGAAUUGAUGGCACUGAAGCUCACCUUAAUAUUUGGUAUUGCAUUUUUGUACAGAAUUAUUCCGCGUUACCGCUUGACGAGGCACUCAGUGGCGUUAAAUCGGGACAGCCACUUCCCAGCGGAUGUAGCGAGAGUCCCAAGGU